This is a messenger RNA of Abrus precatorius (Indian licorice), 2242 nucleotides long. Its product is annotated as glucan endo-1,3-beta-glucosidase 5-like. Gene Ontology annotation, biological process: carbohydrate metabolic process. Bases 765 to 2096 code for a protein of 443 amino acids. The record is from RefSeq and is a predicted model, not a curated record. The transcript has 3 exons. Gene Ontology annotation, cellular component: plasma membrane. Lineage: Eukaryota; Viridiplantae; Streptophyta; Magnoliopsida; Fabales; Fabaceae. Gene Ontology annotation, molecular function: hydrolase activity, hydrolyzing O-glycosyl compounds.
AUUCCUUCGUUUCUCUGUAGUUACUGCAGAAAGCUGCUUAGUAGGCACAACAAGUUUAUCUAUCCAAAGGAUCUGGUCUGCACUUGCUGUAGCUGCUUCUUGUGACCUUUUUUUAACCUUGUUGCUUCUGAGAACUUGUUCAUGCCCUUCUCUCUGUGAUUGGCAUCACUGGCGUAGUGUGUAUUUCAUUAUCCUCAAAUUUUUUACUCUAACUUCUUCACUGCGCUGUAGUAUUAAGAAGUGAAAAAAAGCAACUUUGAGUUCUGAUCGGUGUUUAUGGAGUUAAUGGGAGGUGGAAAGUUUAGUAGAUGUGUUGUUCUGUUGUUCUUGAAUGUUCUGUUAGUGGGAGUGAGUGGGAUUGGUGUUAAUUGGGGCACACAGUCCACACACCCUUUGUCACCAUCUAAGGUGGUGAAAAUGCUGAAAGACAAUGGCAUUCAAAAGGUUAAACUUUUUGAUGCUGAUCCUGGUAUCUUAAAUGCUCUCAAGAAGUCUGGGAUACAGGUCAUGGUGGGGAUUCCAAAUGACAUGCUUUAUACCCUGGCUAACAGUGUGCAAGCAGCUGAAAAAUGGGUUUCCAAGAAUGUUUCUGCACAUGUUUCUUCUGGUGGAGUAGACAUCAGGGCAGCGUUAUCUGAUAAAAUGCUUUUAAGGAGUGGUGGUGCUAUAAUUGUUAGAAGAAAACAUUGCAACCGGAGAGGAAAAGACUUCUAAUGAAUGGACAUUAAGAGUCUUUCCUAGGUGAAAUUGUAGUGGAAUAUGCAAUGAAAGGCAUUAAUUUCAGGGGUUCUGCGCUUCUGCUUGUGCCCUGUCAUGGACCACUGAAACUGUCUUCCAUCUACUUUGUCUUUUUGGAAGAUUGUUCAAUGUCUAAUCUUCCACAUCAUCUACUACCUAAUGUAUUCCUUUUGAUUCUCAUAUAUGCUGAUCUAGGAAAGCUGCAUGCAUUGAUAACGUGCAGUCCUGGAAUAAAUUGUUUGAGGUACGUUGCAGUGGGGAAUGAACCAUUCUUGUCAACGUACAAUGGUACAUACGAAGCCACAACUCUUCCAGCUCUUCAAAACAUCCAGGCAGCUCUAACGAAAUCCGGUUUGAGCAACCGUGUCAAAGUCACCGUUCCCUUAAACGCCGACGUGUACCAAAGCUCGUCUGAAAAGCCAUCAGACGGCGGUUUCAGGCCAAACAUCAACAAUGUCAUGCUGCAGAUUGUCAAGUUCUUGAACGACAAUGGAGCUCCCUUUACUGUGAACAUCUACCCCUUUAUAAGUCUCUACUCUGACCCCAAUUUUCCUGUUGACUAUGCUUUUUUCAGUGGCUAUCAGCCUGCUAUAAACGACAAUGGAAGGAGCUAUGACAACGUGUUUGAUGCCAACCAUGAUACUUUAGUAUGGGCACUACAAAAGAAUGGGUUUGGAAACUUGCCUAUAAUUGUAGGGGAAAUUGGAUGGCCCACAGAUGGAGACAGAAAUGCAAAUAUUCAAUAUGCACAACGUUUUAACCAAGGUUUUAUGUCACGUUAUAUGUCUGGAAAGGGUACUCCGAUGAGGCCUGGUCCUAUAGAUGCAUACUUAUUUAGUCUCAUAGAUGAAGAUAAUAAGAGCAUUCAGCCAGGGAACUUUGAACGUCAUUGGGGCAUGUUUUACUUUGAUGGGCAACCCAAAUAUCAACUUAAUCUUGGGUCAGCCCGAGGGAAUGGGUUAGUGGCAGCUAGUGGUGUUGAUCAUUUGGCUAAAAAGUGGUGUGUUUUGAAACCCUCAGCAAACCUUAAUGAUGACCAAGUGGCACCUAGUGUAGCCUACGCUUGUCAAAAUGCUGAUUGCACUAGUCUUGGGUAUGGGACUUCAUGUGACAAGUUAGAUGUUCACGGUAACAUUUCUUAUGCCUUUAAUAGCUACUACCAAAUUAAUGACCAAAUGGACAGUGCCUGCAAAUUCCCUGGCCUUUCUAUGGUCACUGACAAAGAUCCUUCGGUUGGAGAUUGCAAAUUCAAAAUCAUGAUCCAGACAGAUUCUGCAAUGCUCAAUGGGAGACCUGGUUUUCUAAGAAUAGUGCUCUGUGUUUUUGUCUUUUUACUAUUCCGUAAUCUUUCGUUUUGAUUUGCUUGCUUUUAAUUAAUUUUUACUAUUCCGUAACCCUGUCUUUUUAAUUUUUUUUUGGUGAAUUAAACUCUGUAGCCAAUGUAAGGGGGAAAAUGCGUUAAAUUGUUUAUUGCUGCAUUAAUGUUGACCAUUUUACACCCUGC